AUGAAGAUUCUUCCACUACUCGUUGCUUCGACACUGUUAUUUUCACUUCUGGACAUGUCAUCUGCGUUGGCAAGGACUAUCCUGAUUACGGGUGCAACGGAUGGUAUCGGACAACACACAGCCAAGAAGUUGGCAGCUGAUGGAAACAUUCUGCUCGUUCAUGGCCGACGACCCAAUGUUGGCGCUGAUCUGGUCCAGGAUUUGAAGACGCGAGGAGCCAAAGAGGUCUACUAUUUCAAUGCUGAUCUAUCCGAUUUGGAUCAAGUGCAUGUUUUGGCGAAGGAAGUAUCUGAGACUACCGAAGCCAUUGAUGUCCUGAUCAACAAUGCAGGUGUCUUUGAUCCCACUCCAGCCCACAGCGUCCAAGGAUAUGAUAUGACUUGGGCAGUCAAUGUCAUGACACCAUUUCUACUGACUCGUAAACUUCUACCACUGGUUGCCAAUUCAAAAGACGACUGCCCGCGCAUUAUCACCACCUCUUCCAUCAGUCAAUCCUCGUCCUUACCCCCAUUGGAGGAACUCUUUGAGACAAAUGAAAUUGCCAAGAGUGGACAUAGAGCCUACAGUGAUAGCAAACUCGGUGAUUUGAUGUUUACCGUCCAAUUAGCCAAGAUUCUGAUGAAGAGUGCUGAUGAAAAGUAUCAAAAGAUCAAGUGCUUGACCAUGGAUCCAGGAACGGUCAACACCAAAAUGCUGCUUGCGGGAUGGGGGGCAUGCGGAAUCGAUGUGCGGGAUGCCAACAACACCUACAAACUAGCAACUGAGUAUGGUGCUAAACAAGAGUCUGGAACAUACCACUUUGGGGGGAGAGGGUCGAGUGAUGCUAAAUCUGACGACAAGUUGAAUUCAUUGUGGAAAGCAUUAGAGACCCAUACUGGAUGUACAUAUGAUGACAUAUGA
Messenger RNA from Cylindrotheca closterium, 900 nucleotides. Lineage: Eukaryota; Bacillariophyta; Bacillariophyceae; Bacillariales; Bacillariaceae. The record is from the annotation of a GenBank genome assembly.